Neogale vison (American mink) is the source of this 3430-nucleotide messenger RNA. It is a transcript of the gene FAM81A, whose product is annotated as family with sequence similarity 81 member A. The coding region runs from base 105 to 1211 and encodes 368 amino acids. NCBI's taxonomy places the organism in Eukaryota, Metazoa, Chordata, Mammalia, Carnivora, Mustelidae. The transcript has 9 exons. The record is from RefSeq and is a predicted model, not a curated record.
GCCGCGGCGCGCCCGCCCCCCGCGCCGAUGUAAAUUAUUAAAAAGAAAAUGGCCCAACGGAGCACUGCAUUUCCUUCUCUCGUCACUGAGGAAAGGUAUAAUAUAUGGAAAAUAUGCAUCUAAGGCGAGUUAGAACCAUGCCCCGACACAGCCAGUCCCUGACCAUGGCACCCUACUCAUCUGUAAGCCUCGUGGAACAACUGGAAGAUAGGAUCCUCUGUCACGAGAAGACAACCGCGGCCCUUGUGGAGCACGCCUUCCGGAUUAAGGACGACAUUGUUAGCAGUUUGCAGAAAAUGCAGAACAAAGGGGGCGGCGACCGCUUGGCCAGGCUCUUCUUGGAGGAGCACAUCAGAAACAUAACUGCCAUUGUGAAGCAGCUCAAUCGGGAUAUCGAGGUACUGCAGGAGCAGAUCCGGGCCCGGGACAACAUCAGCUACGGAACGAAUUCCGCCUUAAAGACCUUGGAGAUGCGUCAGCUCUCGGGUUUGGGAGACCUGCGGGGAAGAGUGGCAAGAUGUGACGCCAGCAUAGCCAGACUCUCUGCAGAGCACAAAACAACUUACGAGGGGCUCCAGCACUUGAACAAAGAACAGCAAGCUGCCAAACUUAUCUUGGAAACAAAAAUCAAAGAUGCAGAGGGACAGAUUUCUCAGCUUUUGAACAGAGUGGACUUGUCGAUAUCAGAGCAAAGCACCAAACUGAAGAUGUCCCACAGAGACAGUAACCACCAGCUUCAACUUCUGGAUACAAAAUUUAAAGGUACGAUUGAGGAACUCAGUAAUGAGAUUUUAUCUGCACGGAAUUGGUUGCAACAGGAACAAGAACGGAUAGAGAAAGAACUUUUACAGAAAAUUGAUCAGCUUUCCUUGGUCGUUAAGGAAAACAGUGGAGCCAGUGAAAGGGACAUGGAGAAGAAGCUCAGCCAGAUGUCAGCCAGACUUGACAAAAUAGAAGAAAGUCAGAAGAAGAAUAUGGAAGUGCAGAGAACAAAACAGGAAGAAGAGAAAGUGCAUGGGCGCAUCAGCAAGCUGGAGUUACAGAUGAAUGAGGACAUGAAGGAAAUGAAAGCAGAAGUUGAUGCUGGGUUUACGGCCAUCUAUGAAAGCAUAGGAUCCCUCAGGCAAGUUCUUGAAGCCAAGAUGAAGUUGGACAAGGACCAGCUACAGAAGCAAAUCCAGCAGAUGCAGAAGCCAGAGCCCCCCAUGUGAGGGGAGCUGGGACAAGGACCUCAGAAGUGGUUUUGCUGGUGGGGCGAGAGCCAGGUGCCGCCGUGGCCAGGCGGUCACUGCCUUCAGAAGUGUUCUAUUCAUGGCGUGCAUGUGCCAAGCAAUGUGUUUUCAUGGGUCUAAAUGUUUACCUUAAGUCUCGAAAACACUUCCUUUAAAAGUAUUAAGUACAAUUUUUGCCACUCUAUUUCAUUUCUCUAAAUUCAAUGGAAUAUCCUCCCAGCCCCUAGAUUUGGAAAGGCUUUUGUCCCUCUUCAUUUUAUGAAUGAAAAGACUUAACGACUUUCCUUCAAUGCUUGACGCUCUAGCCAAGACUUUACUAUUUUGAAAAAUGUCAUGGUGAUUUUUUUUUUUAAUUAAGAAACUAAUGAAUUGUCACAGGAAUGUAUUAGCUCCUCACCCUAAAUUAAGAGAAUGUCCUGGUAGAUUAGAAUUCAACCCUUUAGUCCAUAUUUGGAUUUUAUUAAUGUUAUCUGUGCAUUUCUUACAUGGUUUCCUUCUUGUAAAUCUUCUGUCUUUUGUAGGGAGAAGGGAUUUAAUUUUUGGAGAACCACCCCCCCCACACCACCAUUUAUGUAAUGAAGAUAGCUUAAAGAUUGAUAACUGCCAUAUACAUUGCAAAUUAAAAUGGAAACUUAAGACAAUUAUCUAGCUAAUACAAGGCACAAUAUCCACAUCGACCACCUACUUAUACCAGGUUUUAAUAUUGGAAACUUUUUUCAAUUGCCUACAGCCUGUAUAGUGAUAGCCAUAUAUUUAGUAAUGGAAUGGUGGUUAAUAGUCUGUUUAUUGCGCAAUUAAUUGUAAAUCAUAAUAGGAUGUGAGAAUUUUUCAGGCUUUAUGAUCUCCUCUAAAUGUUUCCAAAAUUGGCACAAAGUGCUAACUAAGGUUUAUAUAUACUUCUUGUAACUGUAUCCUGUGCCUUGGUUUUACCACGUCAAUGCACUGUAUCCUCUAAAAGUUUUACAGACAAAAUAGAAGGCAUGAUAAUACAUCAGAAUUAUGAUGUAAAAAUGGGAUCCUAUGUAAUUUUUAAAUGUUCUAAAAAUUUUAUCACUGUUAAGACAUUAGUUGUUCAGUAUUAUUAAUGAAAUAGAAAUUCAUACUUUUGUAUGGACAGAGAAUCAAAUUGAUAUUGCAUUUAUAACACUGUCAAGAAACUUUCAUUUUGAGCAGCUUUGUAGAUGAUGGGUGUUUUCUUUUCAAUCGCCAUAUUUGAUUAGUCAUUGAAAAUUGGCGCCAGUGAAAUUGUUCACCUGUGUUCGUACAAACCAAUGGUGAGACACACACUGUUCUAAACUGUGAGGGUGCCCAGGAAAAAGAAAACAAUUCUUUAAAGAAUUUUUUAAAAAAUUGUUUUUGUUUGCCAAGGACUCAGGAAAAUUAAAGUAUUUUCUAUUUUUAGGAUAAAUCAUAAAUGAAACAUGUAACUGGCUAUUACUGUUUACCCAUAUAAAAUAUGCUGCUAAAGUAAUAGUAUUUUACAACUUCAGUGGCAGGACAAAAAUUCUUUUAAAAUUUGGACCUGAGAAAUCCUAUAAGGAAUAUGUCAUCCAACACGUAGUUCCUUAACUUUGUCACAAUUCCUUGCAUCUCUAUAUAGGAAGAUGAUUUCCACUUAACAGUGAAAAAACAAAGGGGAAUGCUCUUUUGCAAUCAGAAAGUGAAUUUCAUUUUGUGACAGAGUAAGCACAUCUGGUACCGUUUUCCCUGUUGAAGCACAAGCCACAGCGCCGAGCAUUACACCCCUUCCCUCUUCCGUGGUCCCGGGAGGAGGAAGGGUCCGCACGUGGGCCGCCUGGGGAGAGGGGGCUGGGGGCCAGCUGGCCUCAGGUGGAGGGCUGACGUAUACAGGUGACGGCUGGCUGUCUGCUGAGAUUGCUCAGGUGCUCCCGAUGCUGCUCACCUCCUGUCAGGAGUUCUGGCAGGGGUUCUCCAGCCUGGCAACGUGCUGGAAUGCCCCAGGGAGCUCGCAGAGCUACGGAUGCCCGGGCUGCCCCCUCGGCCAGCAGAGCCGCAACCUCUGGGAGGUGGGACCCAGGCAUCCAUAGGCAUCCAAGGCCCUCCGGGGAUUCGGAGGCCACUGAGGCUGGAAGGCACUGAGCCCCAGUGGACUCUUAGGACCAAAGCCUAAAUGACGAUCAGCUUCCGUGUUCUUUCCUUCACCAGAAAUUUGCAAUAAAAAAAGUAAAAUUUCCAAA